UCUCCAGCUGCGAGGACCUCAUGUCCAACAUCGUGCUGCGCUCCUGCAUCUGGGUGCUCGGCACGGUGGCGCUCUCUGGCAACCUGGUGGUUAUGUGCUGGCGCGUCUGUCCACAAGACCAGCAACAAGGUGCACUCGUUCCUGAUCGUGAACCUGGCAUUCAGCGAUUGUCUGAUGGGCGUUUACCUGCUGAUGAUUGCCGUGGUGGACCAGUACUACCGAGGCCGGUACUCGGUACACGAGCAGGACUGGCGCUCCAGCUCACUCUGUAACCUGGCCGGCUUCGUCAGCACCUUCUCCUCCGAGCUGAGCGUCUUCACGCUGACAGUGAUCACGCUGGACCGGUUCUUGGUGAUCAUAUUCCCGUUCCAUUUGGACCGACUGGAGAUGUCUCGCACCAGAGCCAUCAUGCUGGUCGGCUGGACCGGCGUCACCCUGCUGGCCGCCACGCCCUUCCUGCCGCUGGACUAUUUCAGCGGUUUCUACGGCAGAUCGGGCGUGUGUCUGGCGCUGCACAUAACACCGGACUACCCGCCCGGCUGGCAGUACUCUGUGUUCGUGUUCCUCAUUCUGAACCUGUUCUCUUUCGGCGUGAUCGCCCUUGGGUACGCCUGCAUGUUCGUGGCAGCCAAGCGGACGCAGGCGGCAGUUCCGGCGUUGCGGCGGCGAUCGCAGCGCCACACGAGGCAGGACGGAGCCAUGGCCCGUCGAAUGUCCAUCAUCGUCGCUACGGACGCCGCGUGCUGGCUGCCCAUCAUCACCCUCGGCAUCGUCUCCCUGUGUGGAGUCAGCGUGCCGCCACAGGUGUACGCCUGGGUGGCCGUGUUCGUCCUGCCGCUGAACGCCGCCGUCAAUCCGUUGCUGUACACUCUCUCCACGGUGCAGUUUGUGGAGCAGGUGGAGAAGAGGAUCCACACAUUCCGGCAGUCCUGGAAGAGAUCGUUCACCAUAAAGACGUGCACCACGGGGAUCGGUGAUGACAAAGGCAACGACACUGAAGCGCCGACAUGGAGUCAGCGGGUGUGCAAGUACCCGGUGGAGGACGGUCCCCAGGACAUGAUGUCUCUGGUGGACUUUACCCAACAGGGCCAAAGGUCACGUGUGCAGGCCAGCUGCAGUCUGCCUCUGAGGACGGAGGGGCGACCCUGCAAAGCUGGCCCCGGCUCCUGGAGACAACACAGCCGCAGGAGUCGAGGGCACCGCCAUGCCACCAGUGAAAUGUACGACUGACAGUCGGCGCUGAAACAGUGGAAUGUGUCGCCGGCCGCCGGCAGCGAAAUAAUGAAGCGUGCGACUAAAUCAUCACCAGUGGUCCGGUGCUGGUUACGUCUGCUAGUGCCGGCGGAGUAAUGCGGUGUCGAGCAAUCGCAGUCAGCGAACCAGUGAUAUGUCCAUUGCCAUCGCCAGUGAACCAGUGAAGUGUGGAAAUGACCACCGCCAACGGGAUAGUGAAGUGUACCACUGAGUUCAGCCAGUGAACUGCGCGACUGGUUCAUCAGUGCAUCCGUCAUCAGUGAAUCACGUUCUAAAACGUACGAUCGAUACGCAAUUAGAUGAACUGUCGAAUUAUAUCGACGACGUGGAUUGUCAAGAUAAUUUGACAGUGCACUGAAGUGCGUAACCGCUGUGGCACCUCAGGCUGUCAUCUGUCGCACCAGUGGCAGUGGUAUCGGGAUGACUGCCGUAAGCUGCGCCGCGGAGGUGAAUAACGACGAGAGCUUCAGAAAAACGGCGAACGUCGUGGCGUCGGAGUGGUGAUGCUCGUGGCAUCCAUGCCUGCAUGUACUUAAUCACUCGAACAGGAACGCUGACCGGAUUCAGAAGGAUAAUGAAAUUCCUAAGCAGUACCCGAAAACGUUGUCCAAUCUUAAGCUUAACAGAUCGGGCUGAAGCGUUAAGGCCAGUCUGAUGUAGGGCUUCCCUGACAUUUUGCAGACUAGUCAAUAUCCGAGGCUGGGAGCGAGGAAGCGGCCCAACAUUCCCUCGCCCUUUCACGUUUCAAAGCUUAGAACGAACUAUGUUUUACCCCACUUUUUCCUCCAACUCUUGCCUUG
Molecule: messenger RNA, 2054 nt
Organism: Pollicipes pollicipes
Lineage: Eukaryota; Metazoa; Arthropoda; Thecostraca; Pollicipedomorpha; Pollicipedidae
Product: G-protein coupled receptor GRL101
Exons: 9
Coding region: 175-1230 (351 amino acids)
Biological process (GO): adenylate cyclase-activating G protein-coupled receptor signaling pathway; hormone-mediated signaling pathway; activation of adenylate cyclase activity
Cellular component (GO): plasma membrane
Molecular function (GO): G protein-coupled peptide receptor activity
Source: RefSeq, a predicted model, not a curated record